Molecule: messenger RNA, 902 nt
Organism: Panicum virgatum (switchgrass)
Lineage: Eukaryota; Viridiplantae; Streptophyta; Magnoliopsida; Poales; Poaceae
Product: auxin-induced in root cultures protein 12-like
Exons: 1
Coding region: 1-810 (269 amino acids)
Source: RefSeq, a predicted model, not a curated record
AUGACCUCUGCGACGCAGCACCGUGGCGGCACCCUCCUCCUGCUGCCCGCCGUCCUCCUCUUGGCCUCGUCGUUGGCGACGACAACGCGCGCCGCGGCGGCCGCCGGCAGCUGCGCGGACGAUGACAAGCUCCCCGCGAACAGGAGCUACGCGCACUGCGCCGCGCUCGCGCAGCUCGGCGCCACGCUGCACUGGACCUACGACGCCAAGACCGCGCUGCUGUCCCUGGCGUUCGUGGCCAAGGCGCCGGCGGGCGCCGACGGCGGCGGCGGGUGGGUGUCGUGGGCGCUCAACCCCACGGGCGACGGCAUGAAGGGCGCGCAGGCGCUCGUCGCCUUCAAGCGCGGCAACCCGCCGGCGUACGUCGUCAACACCUACAACCUCACCGGCCACCGCGCGCUCGGCGCGGACCCGACGCCCAUCGCGUAUAAGGCCAUGGACCUCGCUGCCGACGAGAGCGCCGGGAAGGUGCUCCUCUACGGCAAGCUGCAGCUGCACCAGGGGAUGGAAAUUGUGAACCACAUCUGGAACAUGGGGUCCACCGUGGCCGGCGGUGCGCCGGUUAAGCACGCGCUGGCCGAGGAGAAUCUGGACGCCAGGGGCAGGCUCUUGCUCUCGGGCGGCAGCGUGCUCGGGCCGGCGCCGGAGCCGCCAACGGCAGCACCGGCGCCCGGCGGCUCGUCAGCUAAGAACAGCAGCGGAGGCGUUGCCCCGUCUGUUUCUAAGCCGACGGGGGAGGCGGCGGCCACUUACAUUUCUGCUCCGGUGCUCAUGCUUCUGGCAUUCGCGGGCUUCUUGGCAAUUGCCUGAGCCUUCGAAUGGCGUUGCAUUGUCAUCGGGAAAGGACGUCCACCGUCGCGUAAGCAGUUCUUGUGGACAAUAGAGUGGAAAUGGUAGUGACG